AUCAAUAUGACAAUAUACAACAAUUAGAAAUAAAAUAUGUUCAAUAGAGAACUACCAUUUCCAAACAUUUUAAACACACUGUAAAAUAAUAUGAUUUUUUAUGUAGAAUGUAGAUUAAUCGGUGUUAAUAUAGCUGAUAAGUAUCAAUGGAGUUUACUCCGUAUGAAAUAAAUAAAUAAAUAAUAAAUUGUAGGUACUAUGUAUUAUCACUAUGUUAUUGUCGUAAGCCUUUGUUCGGUGGUACCUAUUUGCUUUAGUUUAUUUUUUGAUCUUUAAUUGAACGAGUGCAUCUUUAACAUUUCACAAUCUCUCAAAAAACCGAAACAAUACACGAGAAAUUUAGAAAAAAACAUGUCCAGUUUCGCGACAUUGUUGUUUGCGUUUUAUGCGUGUUACUCAAUCAUCCAGUGGUCGCCGGCGGGUGCUGCAAACAUCCUGGCGGUUCAGACGGUUUCGGGCAAGAGCCACUGGAACGUGAUGAGAGCGGUGCUGCAGGCGUUGACUGACCACGGUCACAACUUGACCGUGUUCACGCCAUUCACGGAAGGUCACCGGGACGGUUACACGGAGGUGGACGUGUCUGAGCUAAUGGUACCGAUACUCGGUGUGAACGCGACAUUCAUAAUCCAAAAUUUCGGCUCCAUGCGGAAGAUGAUGCCGAAAAUGAUGAGCUACACCCGAGCGAGUUGUGACAUAAUUUACGGACAUCCACGGAUGGUGGAAAUCUUGGACGGGGCGGCGACGUCGAAAUUCGAUUUGGUCAUCACCGAACCUAUGGGGUCCGAGUGCGUGGCGUACGUGGCCACCGUGCUCAGCGUGCCCAUGGUGUACGUCGUCCCACUUCCAGUGGUCACGUACCUGGAACGUUCGUUGACCGGACACAUCCCGAACCCGGCGGUCUCGGGGCACGCGAUGUCUCACCUCGGCACACUCAAAACUUUCGCCGAACGUUUCUCUAAUGUGGCAUUGACGGUGUACUGUUCGACGCUGAAGUGGUACGCCGAGUUGCGGGACCGACAGGCUGACCCGCGACCGUACGAUGCCGUGGACCUGGCCCGACCGUCUAUGAUUUUUAUCAACUCGCAUUUCACCAUCGAACCGGCUCGGCCACUGACGCCAAACGUUGUCCAAAUCGGCGGCAUUCACCUGACUCCGCCCAACCCUAUACCUAAGGACAUUUUAGAAUUCAUUGAUGACGCGCCUCAUGGGGUGAUUUUCUUAUCGUUUGGUUCUAUGAUUUUGAUGUCAUCGUUACCGGAAACUGUUCAGCUCGCGUUCUAUUCUGCGCUAGCUCGAGUUCCGCAGAAGGUGUUGUGGAAAUACGAAGGCGAAAUGAAAGACAAACCGAAUAAUGUGAUGACCCGGAAGUGGUUUCCGCAGCGUGACAUCCUUUUGCAUCCUAAUGUCAAACUAUUCAUAAGUCAUGGAGGCAUAUCCGGAGUGUACGAAUCUUUGGACGCUGGUGUACCUGUACUCGGUUUUCCCUUUUACAACGACCAACCUAGAAAUAUUGACAAUUUGGUCAACGCUGGGAUGGCGAUUGGUAUGGACCUGUUAUCUGUUACAGAAGAUACGCUGUUAACCGCUAUUUUGGAGACUGUUAACAACGAUAGGUACCAGAAAAACGCAAAAAUCACUUCCGAACGGUUCAAAGACCGACCCAUGUCAACUGCAGAAUCUGUGGUUUACUGGACGGAGUACGUUAUACGUCAUAAAGGAGCACCACAUUUAAAAUCUCACGCUCUUAAUCUGACGUGGUAUCAAUAUUUUUUGGUUGAUGUAAUAAGUACAUUUUUAUUUAUUGCGUUUGUUGUUUUGUUCAUAAUUUCCUAUAGUCUAAAAAUCAUUUUUAAACAAAUUUAUACAUUUUUUCAUAGUAUCAAAGAAAAACGAGAAUAAAAUAAAAUAACACAAACAUUACAUAAUUUAUUUGUUCCAAUUUAUGUGUGAUGUAGGUAUGAUGUUACAUUAUAAACUUUAUAUUCUUCGUGGC
Metopolophium dirhodum (rose-grain aphid) is the source of this 1993-nucleotide messenger RNA. Its product is annotated as UDP-glucosyltransferase 2-like. NCBI's taxonomy places the organism in Eukaryota, Metazoa, Arthropoda, Insecta, Hemiptera, Aphididae. The coding region runs from base 352 to 1899 and encodes 515 amino acids. Gene Ontology annotation, molecular function: UDP-glycosyltransferase activity. The transcript is spliced from 5 exons. The record is from RefSeq and is a predicted model, not a curated record.